GUAUUUUUGAUAAAAUACCAACAUUCACGCAACGCAGCGAACGAUUAUAAAACCGCUAAGAGCGAGCAGACGUGCUAAAUACCAUCGCUGAACACACUGGAGAAUUGCAGUCAUAUCCCAUUCUGGCAUUGUUGAAAACAAAAAGAGAAUCUUGAGACAAAGCAAUUCUAUUGAAACUCAGCCAACAUGACGAUCACCAUGCUAACGUUUCUUGUCGCUGCGCUAUCGGCAACACAGCUAACCGCCGCCUUUCCGACAACAACAACGACUCCGGUGACAACGCAAACAACCACUACCGACGUCUCGAGGACGGAACCACUGAUUGAGUUACCGACGGCACAAGAGAAACGCAAACCGUGUCCGAAACGGAAAGAAAAAAUUCUACCGCCAUCAUCUUUCUACGCAGUGCGCAGGCUUUACUCAGAGCAUAAAUUCGUCAUUAUGAUUGACAGGAAAGGUGCUGUCAGGGGAACAACGGAUAUCUACAGCAGAUAUGCCCUAAUGAAAAUCGAGACGGCGGGCCUGAAUGGACUUUUCCGCGCGAAGGCAAUCGCAACAAACCUAUAUUUGUCCAUGGACAGUAGAGGAAGACUAUACACAACGAGAAAUCGCACUGAGGAAAAUGUGUUCAGAAAGAAGGACUCUCCGUCCCAUGGCUGGUUCACAUACGAAAGCUACAAAUAUUGCGAUAUGUACAUCGGCUUCAAGAGAAACCACCAUCCGAGGCUGGGCUUCAAAGUCAAACCCGGAAAACACACAGCCCAUUUCUUAGAAAUUUAGCGGAUUUCCAAAAGACGUAGACACAGAGUCAGCAGAGCCCCGUGGUAAUCCACGCGCGCGCAAGCGUUCCAGGACGCAGUUCGGUAUUGUCCUGACAAGCAUUCAUUAUUGGACAAUAUUAGGUUGCCUGCAAAACGGCUAAUUAAAAUGCAGGAGUUUGGAAAUUCUUGGGUCAACGAGCCUGGUUAUAGAUCAUCUAGUAAUUGCCAAAAUAGCAAAACUCCAUCAACAACAGCUUUUUAAAAGUUUUUCGUUCAUCGAAUGCCCUAUUUAACUUGUAAAUAAUAUUAUGAAAGGGGCGAGAGGCAGAUUAUAUACCAUUACGGUGGAAUCGCACAGAAAGAGAAUCUAAAGUAAAAUUGUAUGUAUAAAGUAUGGUAGCAGAUCGCCAAUUUACGUAGCUGUAGAUGCGUAGUCAUAUAAUAAGUAUGUCAAAAGUAUUUAGUUAUUGAGAGCAGAACUUUUUAACAUAUAAACUCGCCCGUUUAGAGAAAAACAUGAGUCCAAAUGAUCACAUAGUUAUCGCUACAACACUACUAAAAUGUUUAUAGAAUUACUGGAGUGUAUUAGAUAUGAUUCUACAGAAUCACCCUUAAAAUAAUUGAAUUAAAACGCAGAAAAUACGAGCCA
Molecule: messenger RNA, 1410 nt
Organism: Nematostella vectensis (starlet sea anemone)
Lineage: Eukaryota; Metazoa; Cnidaria; Anthozoa; Actiniaria; Edwardsiidae
Product: putative fibroblast growth factor 1
Exons: 4
Coding region: 187-780 (197 amino acids)
Biological process (GO): regulation of cell migration; positive regulation of protein phosphorylation; animal organ morphogenesis
Cellular component (GO): cytoplasm
Molecular function (GO): fibroblast growth factor receptor binding; growth factor activity
Source: RefSeq, a predicted model, not a curated record